GUGCCAAGCUCCGCGUGUCGCAGAAGAAGCAGGAGCCGCAGGUCAGCCCUGAGCUCGAGCCCAAGUCCUCGCACAUGUUCUUCCGGAACGACUACCCGCACGACCUCAAGCCGCCCGUCAACUCCGACUUCAACUUCAACCACCCCUACCCGCUCGUGCAGGACACGGACCAGUACGACAAGGAUUACAUCAAGGAUGAAAACGCCGACAACGGGGAGUGGCAGGCACAGAUGGAGUACGACAUCUUGAGGAACAAGGUGUUCAAGGCGCAGGCGGACGCAGACCGGGCGAAGAAGUUCCUGGACAAGCAGCUCGCCGCCAAGACGGCGGCCGAGAGGAAGGUGGCGGAGGCCGAGUCGAAGGCGAAGGCGGCCAAGGACAAGGCCGAUAUGGCCGAAAAGGCGAAGACUGAUGCCGACAACGCGGUCAAGGAGAUCGACGAGGCCGGCAAGAAGGCCGACGCGGACUCCAGCGGGAACGAGGCGCCCUCCGCCCGGCCGGGGCUCGCCAAGGCCUCUGGAGACGUCUAG
Prorocentrum cordatum is the source of this 530-nucleotide messenger RNA. The record is from the annotation of a GenBank genome assembly. Lineage: Eukaryota; Dinophyceae; Prorocentrales; Prorocentraceae.